Molecule: messenger RNA, 2816 nt
Organism: Cornus florida
Lineage: Eukaryota; Viridiplantae; Streptophyta; Magnoliopsida; Cornales; Cornaceae
Product: neutral ceramidase 2-like
Exons: 10
Coding region: 247-2565 (772 amino acids)
Biological process (GO): ceramide catabolic process; long-chain fatty acid biosynthetic process; sphingosine biosynthetic process
Cellular component (GO): extracellular region
Molecular function (GO): N-acylsphingosine amidohydrolase activity
Source: RefSeq, a predicted model, not a curated record
UAGCUUCGAGCUAUAAAAACGAACAGUCUUGGCUUCUCAGCUACUACUAAUUCGUUUUCUUCCUCCCGAGUCUUGACUCCACUAAGAAGCGUUGUUAGCCUUCUUCUCUUAUACCACUCAUCUACCCCUCUCUCUCUAUAUAUAUAUAGCUUCCGGAGGCGAUUGGAUCAGCAUAUGCUGUGAUAGGAUUGAAUAUCUAUGGAGUGCCACUAAGAUUGAGCUCAACUGCGCCAACUUGGUGGAGCAAUGAUGAAGUUUUUUUCUACUUUGACUCUUAAUGCUCGGAGACCACAUGCAAUAAUAUGGUUUUGGUUUUCACUGCUACUCUUGCUACUGUAUAAUAGAGGAGUACUCACAGCUUCCAAUUACUUAAUUGGGCUUGGAAGCUAUGACAUUACAGGACCUGCGGCUGAUGUCAACAUGAUGGGAUAUGCUAACACAGAUCAGACAGCUUCUGGCGUUCAUUUCCGGUUGCGAGCUCGGUCCUUUAUUGUGGCAGAGCCGCAGGGGAACCGUGUAGUAUUUGUGAAUCUUGAUGCUUGCAUGGCCUCACAACUUGUGACAAUUAAAGUGCUUGAGAGGUUGAAGGCAAGAUAUGGGAACCUAUAUACUGAAAAGAAUGUUGCUAUAAGUGGUAUUCACACCCAUGCUGGUCCUGGGGGAUAUCUACAAUAUGUUGUUUAUAUUGUUACAUCUCUUGGAUUUGUCCGCCAAUCAUUUGAUGCCAUUGUUGAUGGCAUUGAGCAAAGUAUCAUACAAGCUCAUGAUAAUCUCCGUCCGGGAUCAAUUUUUGUGAAUACUGGAGAACUUUUAGAUGCUGGUAUAAAUCGAAGUCCCAGUGCUUAUCUCAAUAAUCCUGCAGCUGAACGCAGUAAAUUCAAGUAUGAUGUUGAUAAGGAGAUGACCCUUCUGAAGUUUGUGGAUGAUGAAUGGGGUCCAGUGGGUAGCUUCAACUGGUUUGCAACUCAUGGAACUUCUAUGAGUCGUACAAACUCAUUGAUUAGUGGGGACAAUAAAGGAGCUGCUGCACGGUUUAUGGAAGACUGGUUUGAUCAUAAUGGUAUUGAAAGCACAUCAGAUAAAUCUGAAGCCAAUGAUAUCCCGCGAAGAGUCUCAACCAUAAUUCCGAGUGUUCAUGAAAAUUACCACGUGUUACUAGAGCUUGCUGCUUCUUUUCAAUCUUCUUCCGGGAAACCAGCUACUAGGCUUUUGAGCGUUGCAAGACGUGUCAGGAAUGCUCUCCGAUUGGCUGAUAAGCCUAGAUUUGUAUCUGCAUUUUGUCAAUCAAACUGCGGUGACGUUAGCCCAAAUGUGCUUGGUGCAUUCUGCAUAGAUACUGGGCUAUCAUGCGACUUUAAUCACAGUACUUGCGGUGGAAAGAAUGAGUUGUGCUAUGGUCGGGGACCAGGUUACCCGGAUGAAUUUGAGAGUACUCGUAUCAUUGGAGAAAGGCAAUUCAGAAAGGCUGUGGAUCUUUUCACUAAAGCGUCUGAGCAGUUGAAAGGGAAGAUUGACUAUCGUCACACUUAUUUGAAUUUCUCCAAUCUUGAGGUGCAAGGAAAAGGUAAAACAUGUCCUGCUGCAAUGGGUUUUGCAUUUGCCGCAGGUACAACUGAUGGACCUGGAGCUUUUGAUUUUAAGCAAGGCGACGACCAGGGGAAUGCAUUUUGGAGGUUGGUUGGCAGCUUACUCAAAGCACCUAACAAGGAGCAAAUUGAUUGUCAACGUCCAAAGCCUAUUUUGCUUGAUACUGGUGAAAUGAAGGAGCCGUAUGAUUGGGCGCCUUCAAUACUCCCCAUUCAAAUUCUCCGGGUAGGGCAGCUAGUUAUUCUCAGUGUACCUGGAGAAUUUACAACAAUGGCUGGGAGGCGUCUCCGAGAUGCUGUGAAGAUGGCUCUCACGAGCGGAGGACAUGGAGAAUUCAGUAGCAACACGCAUGUUGUAAUAGCUGGGUUGACUAACACGUAUUCACAAUACGUCACUACCUUUGAAGAGUACGAUAUGCAGAGAUACGAGGGUGCUUCCACUCUAUUUGGUCCACACACUCUCAGUGCCUACAUUCAGGAGUUCAAGAAACUUGCAACGGCUCUGAUCAGUGGCCAAUCUGUCGGACCAGGCCCACAACCCCCAGAUCUUCUUGACAAGCAAAUAAGCUUGCUAACUCCAGUUGUUAUGGACACGACCCCUCCGGGUAUAAAAUUUGGGGACGUCAGCACUGAUGUCCCCAGUAAUUCCACUUUCAAGAGGGGUGACAUGGUGUCCGUCGUUUUCUGGUCAGCUUGCCCCAGAAACGACCUCAUGACUGAGGGUACAUUUGCUCUUGUGGAGAUUCUCCAAGGAAAGGACUCUUGGGUUCCAGCAUACGACGAUGAUGAUUUCUGCCUACGCUUUAAGUGGGCAAGACCUGCUAAACUCAGUGCUCGAAGUCAGGCUACCAUAGAAUGGAGGAUCCCAGAAUCCGCAACUCCAGGUGUAUAUAGAAUAAGGCAUUUUGGUGCCUCGAAGGCCCUUUUGUCGUCAAUUCGCCAUUUUACUGGUACUUCUAGAGCUUUUGUCGUGGCAUAACAAAGCUUGUGAUGUUUGUUGAUGUAUUUGCUUCCAGGGUUUUAUAAUGUAUUUCUUGUACUUCCACGAUUUGGCUAGUAGGGGUUCUAACUUGUGCUCAAUGUAUUGAAAUUUUGGAUUUAUAUGUUUAGGCUCAUACUGCCAACAGUUGGUGGUUAAAAUGAAUGACAGUUUAACUGUCGUGUAAUCGAACCAUAUCACACACUAGAUUAUCACAUGCUGUAAUAAAAAGUAGUUUUUUAGUUGAUUUA